Bolinopsis microptera is the source of this 816-nucleotide messenger RNA. RefSeq names its product CD63 antigen-like. The record is from RefSeq and is a predicted model, not a curated record. Bases 1 to 816 code for a protein of 271 amino acids. Gene Ontology annotation, cellular component: plasma membrane. NCBI's taxonomy places the organism in Eukaryota, Metazoa, Ctenophora, Tentaculata, Lobata, Bolinopsidae. The transcript has 8 exons.
AUGGUCCGAGUGUACUACGGAGACCACUUUGAGCAUCCUUCAACCCACGAACAUUUAACAACUCCAGAAACCGUGGCCAAAUUCGCUAACCUGUUUCUCAGCUUCCUUCUCAUGGUUGGAGGUAUAGCGUGUGCUGUUAUGGGGGUUUGGCUUGCUUCCACUGCUAAUGAGUACAACUACUUCAUCACUGCUAAAGGUCUAACUCCAAGUGUGUUGCUCAUAACCUACGGUAUAGGGCUCUUCUUCUUCAGUUCCGUAGCGUGCUGUGCUACUGCUCGACACUCCGGGUUCCUUCUAGGUGUGAUCAUUGUGACGAUGUUUCUGUUAAUUGGUGCAGAAGUAGUCGGAGUUACUUUCGCUUUUACUUACCGAGACAAUUUUAAAAAAGACGUUAAGAAUGAGUCACUUAGUCUGAUAGCGGGAUACAGCGCCCCGGGUUGGGAGAAGAACUCUACUGAAGUCUUCGACAGAAUACAACAAGAUUUAGAGUGUUGCGGAGUAAGUAGCGGACCGGGUGAUUGGGGUGCAGCAGGGAGUAACGGGUCUACACUAGCUGUGUACUGGGUGGAGAAGGGUACCCACACGGACGAUACUCCGGAUAGUUGUUGUAAGAAGAACUCUACUGGAUGUGGAACUGAUCAGAUACCUAAUGAGGGGGAUAUACUGUGGAGUGAGGGUUGUGUGACAGCACUAUUUGACUGGUUUGACGGCAAGAUGCUGUUGUUCGUAGGGACAGUCUCAACCGUCCUUAUCUUCCAGAUAGUGAAUGUGUGUGGGAUGUACCUGUGGAGACGCUGCAUCGUUCACGGAUUCUAA